UUUUGUAUUUUAAGGACUGCAAAUUUCAAACUAACUGAAACGACAUAGGCAGAAUCAAGGGUUUCGUUUCUUCUAUCGCAUCUAUUCAUUCCUCAUGCUUCCACUUACAAGCGCCAAAAUCUCAAUGAAUUAAUCUUCUCUCCUUUCAAAUUUUCGAAUCCUCGCUUUAGCUGGCUUGGCAUGACGGAUUCAAACUCACCGUUGCUGCCUCAUGGCAAUUCUGAUGCAAAAAACGCAUUUCGCAAGCCUUCUGGUGAUGCAGCUAGUAGGAAUUAUCGGCGUCGGUCACCUGUUGAUGGAUCACCCUCACCUGAUGGUUGGGAUCUUUUACGCUCUUGGUCUUAUUUCUUUUAGAAGUUUCAAUGCUAAUCCUAGGCAAGGACAAAGCUCAAGUCCAAAUCCAGUGAGAGAAAAUUCCUCAAGAGUCUCUCACCAUCAUUCAAGGAAGUAUGAUGACUGGGAACAGGACCAACAAUAUGGAAGGAAUCACUACGGCAGAAGCAGUGACUCUCUUAGAAAUCCUGAUAGACAGUCAUCCAAGAGUUCCCAUGGUCACUCUCGGCAUGACAAAUAUGCAAAUGAAGAUAGAUAUCGUGAGAGGCCAAUCUCUCGUUCUGGACAUGAGUCAAGGGAUGAUCGUAUGAGAGAAGAGAGUGAUAUCAGGUCAAAAAACUACCAUCGCAGUGUGGACAAGUAUUCACAUGACAAAUAUGAUAGGCCUGAUCAUAGAAGCAAAGAAAAACAAAGAGAAACAUACUUGGAUAAUAAAAAAUAUAAAGAGAUUGAUUCUUAUGAAAAACAUGCAUCUACAAAGAAGCAUGCACUGCAUGAUGAGGUGGAGAGGGAGGGACUUUCAUUGGACUGGGAUGGACGAAAUGAAAGAAGAGAAUCGCGCAGAAGCUCACGGGACUACAACAGAAGUGACCAUUUAGAGGCUAGGAACCAAAGAGAGGACUCAAGCCCACACAGAGACAAUGGUAAAUUUAGUCUAAAAGAUGCUUAUAAGAGUGAACAGAAGGAGUCAAAUGAUCAAAACGGUCCAUGGAAAGAUAAACGAAAACAUGACACUGAGUUUGGGAAGGGAAAAGACUGGAAAACUAGAAAAGAAGGCGAGCAGUGUGCUAUUGAAGAUAAAGAAACUUCUGGAAAGAAAGUAAAGUUGUUUGAUACUGACCGGGAUGACAAUAAUAGAAAAGAUGGUACUGAAGUCGAUGAAAGUAAAACUUCAAGUUCAAAGCUUUCUCACGAGAGCAAGGCAGAUUCAUUGGCUGCUAAGUCUAGUGGCUUUGAUGGUGACAAUGAUCUAGAUGCUGCAAAAGUUGCAGCCAUGAGAGCUGCUGAAUUAGUUAAUAGGAACUUAGUUGGGGCUGGUUGCUUGACUACUGACCAAAAGAAGAAACUGUUGUGGGGCAGCAAGAAGAGUACACCUACCGAAGAGUCUGGCCAUCGUUGGGAUACAGCUAUGUUUUCUGAUCGUGAGCGGCAAGAGAAAUUCAACAAACUCAUGGGUAUGAAGGGCGAAGCAAAAGUAGAGCAGAAUACCAACAACCAAAGCAGUAACGAUAUUCUCCGUGCUGAGAAGCAGAAGGAACUUCAGAUUGAUCUAGAGAAACAAUACACUGCAGGCCUUCGACGAAGAGAUGGCCGCACUGUUGGUUUAGGGCUUUAAGCAUUCUCUCUUUGGAAAUUUUACAUCUUUUGACAUUUAUACGUUAAGCACCACUCCUUUGUUUAGAUAUGCUUGGGAUUUUAUGUAUAUGUAUGCGCAUCAUCACUUGGCACCAGAUGGGAGUUCCUGAUUCAGACAGCGCAUGCUAUUUCUAUGGAAAUUCUUGUCGUGAGUGUAACUAAAUAUAUAUUUUUCGCAUAGUUCAUAUGAAACUGGUCUAAGGUAAUUUGGUUUUGUUAUAA
This is a messenger RNA of Vigna angularis (adzuki bean), 1911 nucleotides long. RefSeq names its product DEAD-box ATP-dependent RNA helicase 42. The record is from RefSeq and is a predicted model, not a curated record. NCBI's taxonomy places the organism in Eukaryota, Viridiplantae, Streptophyta, Magnoliopsida, Fabales, Fabaceae. The coding region runs from base 212 to 1669 and encodes 485 amino acids. The transcript is spliced from 7 exons.